Messenger RNA from Zeugodacus cucurbitae (melon fly), 4730 nucleotides. RefSeq lists its product as uncharacterized. The record is from RefSeq and is a predicted model, not a curated record. Gene Ontology annotation, cellular component: nucleus. Gene Ontology annotation, molecular function: deSUMOylase activity. Bases 332 to 3634 code for a protein of 1100 amino acids. The transcript has 9 exons. Gene Ontology annotation, biological process: protein desumoylation. NCBI's taxonomy places the organism in Eukaryota, Metazoa, Arthropoda, Insecta, Diptera, Tephritidae.
UUCCAUGUGUCACUUUUCACAAUUUUUGCGAACAGCGGCUUUUUUUUCUCAAGCGUAAAGAGAAAUUUUCGUAUUGAAACGCAGAAAAAAUUCUAGAUUUAAUACAACUGUGUGCGCGCUAAUAAAAUAGAAAAAGUCUAUACAUUGCAUUUAAUUACUUGUAAACUAGCAAUUUGCUCCAACGUUUGAACGCUUUUCAUACUAUGCAUCAGAACUAAAAGCGUGAGCAUCAAGCAGAAAAGAAAAAAAUCUUCUUGUUGGGGUGAACCAUUGUAAAUGGCUAGAGAGAUACCGAGUUCCAAUACGGCGCAUUCCAUUCGCGUUCACAUUGAUGAUGUACAUUGAACAUACACCUUUGGAAGAUAAUCUGCAAUUUUUCGUGAAGAAUCACAUUCCCGCCAGUGACGCCAACUCAAUACUGGCGCAUGUACGCGACGUUGACGAAACUACUGCUACACAACUGCAAACGCAGACGCAAGCCAACGUUGCCUACUACUCCGGUUAUACCGGACGCUUGAACGUGCUCAAAAUUAGUGACGCUCCAAGAAGUAAGAUCCCAAACAUUGCAGUACGACAAGAGCAAAAUAUUUAUUUAGGCAGAAAUAAAGUGUCACCGCCAGGUGUCAGAAACCGUAACGCUGUAUCACCAAAACUUAACGGCAACGGUAAGACAGCAUAUGAAGAAGAGGGGGAAGAGGAUGAAAAAUAUGAAUUGGUAGACAUUGUUGAUGUACAAGAAGAAGAAGAAGAACAAAUCGUUGCAAAACAUAAUAAACAAACGUUGGAAACUCAAGUGAGAAGCGCUGAAAAGGAGCACACACCUGUGACCGAUGAAAUUAUUAUACAAAUAGAAGACGAAGAAGACAAUUACGAAUACAGUGUACAGCCUGUGUGCAAACAGCGCAAAUAUAGUGAAACUAAACUACCAAACAAAGUUUUUGGUCACCGCCGACAGUCCAAUUACGAAGCAACGCAAACACGUAAGCGACCUUUACGUCCAGUACCGGCAGCAAUUCCAAUCAAAACUUGGCAUAACGAAUUAGAAUUACCGCCAUUGGAACUUAUACCACCGCAAACACGUCGCAACCGUGUGUUGAAUGGUCAUUUGCCAAUUCAACUACAACGUAGUGAUAGCACCGAAAGUGUUACGAGUAGCUAUUAUUUGACUGAGGACGACGUCGAAUACGCCGGACAAAGUUACGCAAACGGUUACCGGCGGUUGGUGGCAACCGAAGCAGAAGUUGAAGAAUUCGCAGCAACAGAAGAAGACUACGACGAACACUACUCACUGCCGGUACGUAGACCGGAACAGCUCAACAACUCACAGAUGGGUAUCGAUAUAUUCAACAGACUACGUCGUUUGUUGAACUUAAACACCGAUUCCACAGGCAACACAGAAGGAGAGCAAAAACGAAAAAGAACUGGGAACUAUACGGCCGAUGCUAAUCCACACCCAAUAAAAUAUAAAAAAGUACAUAAUCGUUUUCCUAAAAUUAUCACACACAGAUUGGAUGAUGCCGAUUUUGAAGUGAUUUCCACUUUUCCACAACACGAGAAGCAAAUGUUGUCAUGCAAGUUGCCUAGCAGUGCUUCCAAAAAUACCGUAGAGAUGACACAACGCAAAUCAUUACACUCCAUUGAAAAACCCAAGUAUCGCAAAUCUAUGUUUACAGCGCCCACAGUCACACACCGUUUGAUCAAGAACACUUCAUAUGCUGAUGUGGAGUUCUCCGAUGACGAUGAACCGCAAUUGACCAAGGGUUUUGGCAUCGGUGUAGCAAGUGGGUCCAAUGUGGGCGAUAUGCGUGCACGUAAAAAAGUGCCACACACCUACAAUGUGCCGAUUGUGUGUGAAAGUGAGAAUGCUAGAACAGCGGCGUCCAAACCGCCACCACCACUCAUUGAGCCGCGCACGGGCAGCAUACUAGCGACGUCACUAAUGCCUGAGAUCGAUUUGACGAAGCGCAGACCCAUGUCUUACUCGGAUGUUUUGCGACAGAAUCUACAAAUGCCCGCCAGUGGUGGGCACGUGCUGGGCAGACGUUCGGCCAGUUCCGUUUCCUCCUCCGGCGCGACUUCACAAUCCAAUGGUGGUCUAAAUAUUUUGGGUAACAUACGCUCCAAUAUGUGGUCCACGAAUGCGCGUUCCAUACUCACACAGGAAAAAGAAACCGAAGAGCACGUUAAGUAUCAACAACUAUUAGAGCAGGUUGUGCCCUGUUUAUAUGGCGCUGCCGAAGGAGCAAAUGUGCGCACGUUCGCAAAGCCAACAGCAUACGGUUACGAUGUGCCACAAAGACGCGACAGCAGUGGCAACCAGAAACCGUUAACACAACAGCGACAAUCACUGUCACUGCAAGAUAGCUAUACACGCGCUUUGAAACGGCCACCACUGUCGUCCACCAUUAAUUUGGAUGAUGAUGACGAUGACGAUGCGGAGAAUAAUGAGGAUGUCACCUUUGUAGAUGUGCAGCAGCAGCAACGGCGUCCCGUGCGUAAUGGCCUGUCAACAGUAAUUAUCGACGAUGAUGAGGAUGAGAUCAGUGAAAUCAUUGAUUUGGAUGAUGAUGAGCAGCAAGUGGUGUCGGCAUGCACAAAACUGAAUGAACAAAAUGCGACUGACACUACUUUGGGCACAAAGGAUAAGCGGAAGUCUGUAUUACCACUUCCCUAUGUUGAACCGGUUAAUACCUUGCAAGAGCGUUUCAAUACAUCACCGCACUUGAAGGCCAAUUGGCUGGAGGCGCUGCGCACAAAAUGGACUGAGAAGAAGAAGAGCCGUCUGCAGGAGGUUAACGAAACCGUCAAUGUUGUGGAGAAGCUAACAGCCGAACGGCGUGCAGCCGAGUUGGAAAUGCACGAACGUCUACGCAAAAUACAAAUAGUCGAUCCUGAAUUGCUAGUGAUCGAUGAUUUCCCAGAACCAGAGGUAGAGGAGGAGCCGGAAUUUAUCGAAUUAACACAAGAACAUCAAAACCGCAUAAAGGCUGCUGUUAUGGGCUCACCCGAUCAGGUGCUGGUUUCCAAAUUUAACUUGAACAUUACGCGUCGCGAUAUACACACUUUGAUGGGCCAAAAUUGGCUGAACGAUGAGGUGAUCAACUUCUAUAUGAACCUGCUCACCGAACGCGGUGACACCAAACAUGAUACACACGGUCUACCCACCGUCUACGCCAUGAAUACAUUCUUUGUGCCGCGCCUACUCUCCGCCGGUCAUAGUGGCGUGAAGCGUUGGACACGUAAAGUGGAUAUAUUCGCCAAAGAUAUCAUACCGGUGCCGGUGCAUGUUGGCGGUGUGCACUGGUGCAUGGCCAUUAUACACCUGAAGAAGCGCACCAUUAAAUACUAUGACUCAAUGGGUACACCAAAUCCCAGCGUAUUGAAGGCACUCGAACAAUAUCUAAAGGAUGAAUCGUUGGACAAGCGAAAGCAACCGUUCGACACCAGUCAAUUUGAAAUAGAAUCAGUGCGUGAUGUGCCGCGUCAAAUGAAUGGCAGCGAUUGUGGUGUAUUCAGUUGCAUGUUUGCCGAGUAUAUAACGCGAAAUCGUGAGAUAACCUUCUCGCAGCAGCAUAUGCAAUAUUUCCGUCACAAAAUGAUAUUAGAAAUUGUGAGUGGUGAAUUGUUGCAGUAAGGCGUCAAUAAAGUCGGUGCAGUGCGUCAAAGCAACAUCAGCUGAGCAUUAGUGUAACAACAACAGCAACAUAAUGUGUAAUGUGUGUUAUGUGAAAAAAAAUGCAUAAAUGAUUUCCAUAUAAAUAUUUUAAAAUUUUAAAUAAAAUGGUGUGUGCAACCUGCAGCAAAGACAAAACAACUUGCGAACAACAACAACAGCAAUCGGUUGUAGACAACACCUACGUAUUGCAGUAUAUAUAUAAAAAUAUAAAACAAAAUCGAGUUGAAGUGAACUUAGUGGCGCCUAAACAUAAAUAUAUUCUCUUUUGUGACAACAAUAACAAACACUAAAGUGCGCGUUCAUUCACAACAACAACAACAACACUACUAUAUUAAUUUAUUGCUACACAUCAAACGCUGUCGCUGUUUUUGAUGUUUAAUUUCUUAACUUUUUCAGUUCAAAAACAAAUCCAAUAAUGCAGUUUACAUUAAAUUGAGAAUUUCGCGCAAUAAUUGCACUGCUUAUCCUCCCCUCCCCUACUCUUAAUGCUAUUAGUAUCUUAGUUAAAAUAAAAUUAAUAAAAACAUAAAUAAAUUACAAAAACAAGAUUUUGCAAAUACAAAAUACGAUACGAGACAAAUCUAAAUUAUAAUGUAAUGUUCUAUUUAAGUUUCUGUGGUUACAUUUGUAUUUUUUUUUAACUUGAAUAUGUUAUUUAUGUAUUGCGUGUGCAAUUUCUAGAUUUCUAUAAACGCAAAAUGCUUUAAAAACCAUGAAAGUCUACGGUUGCGUGGCAAAACGUAAGAAGUGUGUGUGAAGAGAAGAGAAAGCACAAACGCGCUUAUUUUCUUAUAAACAAUUUCAUUAUAAAGCAGUAAGCAAACUGUGCUUGGGUUCUAUUAACAAACAACAAAAACAAUUGCAAACAGCGGAAUAGUUAUAAUUUCAAAUGGCAAGCAAACCUACUACAUACAUAUUUAAUAAUUUAUCUGUCUAUAAUAUAAGCCGUCUACAGUUAUAAGGUAGCAUUUCUGAAUUACUUACAUACAUACGUAUAGUUUUAAUGCAUAAUUUGUAUGUCACUGAUUUAAAGAAUAAAUACUAUAGAAAAAGA